This is a messenger RNA of Sesamum indicum (sesame), 1798 nucleotides long. RefSeq names its product G-box-binding factor 1. Gene Ontology annotation, biological process: regulation of DNA-templated transcription. Gene Ontology annotation, cellular component: nucleus. Lineage: Eukaryota; Viridiplantae; Streptophyta; Magnoliopsida; Lamiales; Pedaliaceae. The record is from RefSeq and is a predicted model, not a curated record. Gene Ontology annotation, molecular function: sequence-specific DNA binding; DNA-binding transcription factor activity.
AAAAACACAGGUUGCCUCGUCAUGCCUAUCCAUUUACUUUCCGCCAGUUGGAUUCCUCUUUCUCCCAUACGUGUCACCCUCCAAAACCCUACCCCCCGCCAUUGGCCAACUCUCCCAUACCUUGCUCUUGCUCAUACCACCACCAAAGUUGCUUGAAUUUCUACUGAGACGGAUAAACCAAAAUUGUUGUAAUUCACCUUCUAAUUCUUCUUUGAUUUCUUCCGAACAACACAGGAUUUUCUGGAAGCAACAACGGAAACCGAACCUGGUUCGGCCGUGUUGGACUCCUUUCGCUCCACAUCACUUGCUAAUUUAUACCAGGUGCUCGUCUUUUGAUUAACAACACAAAGAUCCUGUACAAACAACUAGAACUAGGGUUGGAAAUUGAGCCCACAAUCUGCUGCUGUAAUGGGGGCUGGGGAAGAGAGCACACCCACAAAGUCAUCCAAACCUGCAUCCUCAGCGCAGGAAACACCAAUUACACCUACUACGCCUGCAUAUCCUGAUUGGUCAAGCUCUAUGCAGGCUUUUUAUGGUGCUGGAGCAACUCCGCCUUUCUUUGCUUCAACUGUUGCUUCCCCUACUCCCCAUCCCUACUUGUGGGGAAGCCAGCAUCCUCUGAUGCCACCUUAUGGAACUCCAGUUCCAUAUCCAGCCUUAUAUCCUCCUGGGGGAGUGUAUGCUCAUCCUAAUAUGGCUACGGCUCCAAGUGCUGUACAUGGAACUGGAGAAUUGGAUGGGAAAGCCACAGAGGGGAAGGACCGUGCUUCAAGCAAAAAAACCAAGGGGGCGUCGGGGAACCAUGUCAUGAUUGUUGGAAAGACUGGAGAUGGUGGAAAAGCGGCUUCGGGCUCUGGAAAUGAUGUUGGUACUCAAAGUGCUGAAAGUGGGAGUGAAGGGUCGUCAGAUGCAAGUGAUGAUAACAAUAAUCAGGAAUCUUCUGCUACCAAGAAAGGAAGCUUUGACCAGAUGCUUGCUGAUGGGGCAAAUGCACAGAACAAUGGUGUGCCAACUAACUUCCAGACCUCGGUACCUGGCAAUCCUGUAGUCUCUGUGCCUGCAACUAAUCUGAAUAUUGGCAUGGAUCUGUGGAAUGCUUCUCCUGCUGGUUCUGGGGCCAUGAAACUGCGGCCAAAUCAGCCUGGAGUUUCUCCAACCAUUGCUCCUCCUGGCAUGAUCAAUGAUCAGUGGAUUCAGGAUGAACGCGAAUUAAAAAGGCAGAAGAGAAAACAAUCCAAUCGAGAGUCUGCCCGGAGGUCAAGAUUACGGAAGCAGGCUGAGUGUGAAGAGCUACAGCACAGGGUGGAGACAUUAAGUAACGAGAAUCACACUCUCAGAGAUGAGUUGCAAAGGCUUUCAGAGGAAUGCGAGAAACUCACAUCCGAGAAUAACUCCAUAAAGGAAGAGUUAACUAAGUUGUGCGGCCCAGACAUCCUAUCUAAGUUAGAGAACAGCAAUGGUACUCAUCCCCAGUCCCGUGGGGAUGAAGGUAACUGUUAGAACAGUAGAGUAGAUUAUGCCCGCCUGCAACUGGACAAGAAUCUGCAAGUUUCUGGUGGAAUUUCUUCCUAGUUCGACGAUACAAAGAGCAUCUGUCCUGCCUACUAAUCCAUAUUAUGUAACCUUCUCACUGCUAUUGUAGUAUUAAUCUAUGUUAGUCUAACAGCAUUAAGGAUCUGAUUGUGUCUUUUGUAAAAGUCAAUGACAGGGAUGGUUCAAUUUGUAUUCUUUCUCCUUACUCCAUGCGAUGCUUCACUUAAUAAAGAAAUUUACAAGUAGCUUUUUAUUAUUUAUUUUG